AUGCCACCAAUUCGCUCUCAAAGCUCUCGAAAUUCAAUAGAGCAAGAAGGCAGGAUCUUAUUAGCUACUCAGGCUAUUCAGAAACAAGAAAUAAGCUCUGUUCGUGAAGCAGCACGCCGAUUUAACGUACCCGAAUCGACACUCCGGACACGCCUACGUGGCGUUCAACACCGCGCGACUUCUCGUGCUAAUUCUCAUAAACUGACACAAAUUGAAGAGGAUUCUCUUCAAAAAUGGAUUCUCUCUAUGGAUUCUCGGGGAUCAGCACCUCGGCCUUCUAUGGUUCGAGAAAUGGCGAAUCUUCUUCUCGAAAAGCGCGGAACUACCCCGGUCCUUUCAGUCGGCGAAAAUUGGGUUACAAAAUUUGUGAAAAGGAACCCUCUCCUCUCCUCCCGAUUCUCGAGACGCUAUAAUUAUGAACGUGCGAAGUGCGAAGACCUAAAGAUUAUUCAGGAGUGGUUUAAUCUUGUUCAAAAUACCAUCCUUCAAUUUGGAAUCGACCCCGAUGACGUUUAUAACUUUGAUGAGACUGGUUUCGCAAUGGGGUUAAUCGCUACUGCGAAGGUGAUAACAAGGAGCGAAUUCUACGGUCGGCGCUCGCUUUUACAACCUGGAAAUCGCGAAUGGGUGACUACUAUUGAGUGUGCAAAUGCAUCGGGUUGGGCCCUCCCUCCGUGUAUUAUUUUUAAAGGCAAAGUCUACUUGGAAUCAUGGUUCGAAGGCCUACCAAACGACUGGCGAAUUGAAGUUAGUCCUAAUGGUUGGACUUCAGAUGAAAUUGGACUUCGCUGGCUUGAAAAGCUCUUUAUUCCUAGCACUUCUCUUCGUACGAAGGGGAGGUAUAGGCUGCUAGUUCUUGACGGACACGGAAGCCAUUUGACCCCGAAAUUCGAUGAAAUCUGCGAGCAAAAUAGGAUAAUACCUAUCUGUAUGCCUCCGCACUCCUCUCACCUUUUACAGCCUCUUGAUAUCGGCUGCUUUGCUGUGUUAAAGCGAUCAUAUAGUCGGUUAGUGGAGAUGAAAAUGAGACGCCAAGUUAAUCAUAUUGAUAAACUUGAUUUCCUCGAUUUAUACCCACUUGUACGAAUCGAAGCUUUUAAAUCGGAGACUAUUAAGAAUAGCUUCGGAGCAGCUGGUUUAGUCCCUUUUUCACCAGAAAGAGUGAUCUCGAAGCUGAAUAUUCAACUUCGAACCCCAACACCCCCUCCUAGUAGGGGGAGCGAUUUAAGCCGGAAUUUCACACCAAAAACACCUGCUACAGAGAAAGAACUACGUCGACAGGCUUCGUCAAUCAAAGCUUUACUUCGUACGAGGUCUCGAAGCCCGCCUAGCCCGUCAGAUCGUGCAUUAAACCAGCUUGUGAAAGGCUUCCGUCUCACAAUGCAAAGCGCUAUUUUAUUAGCGAAGGAAAACCAGGAAUUACGCGCUGAAAAUGAGAAGCAGAAGCAAAAGCGGACUAGAUCCCGAAGGCAUAUUGCUUCUGAAGAGGGCCUUUCAAUUGAAGAAGCCUCUGCAUUAAUUUUGCAGCAACAGGGAGCAAGUGAAGCACCUCCCCCCGGCCCUGGCACCUCUAGAGAAUCGGCUAUUCAGCCACGUACUCGGCCCCCCGGGGGUGUGGAAUAUGCAGAUUACCAGGGCAUCGAAGGGAAACAUGUCCAAAUAGACCAAUUAAUUAGUUGA
This is a messenger RNA of Penicillium coprophilum, 1680 nucleotides long. RefSeq lists its product as uncharacterized. The transcript has a single exon. The coding region runs from base 1 to 1680 and encodes 559 amino acids. Gene Ontology annotation, molecular function: DNA binding. The record is from RefSeq and is a predicted model, not a curated record. Gene Ontology annotation, cellular component: nucleus. NCBI's taxonomy places the organism in Eukaryota, Fungi, Ascomycota, Eurotiomycetes, Eurotiales, Aspergillaceae.